This is a messenger RNA of Anisakis simplex (herring worm), 246 nucleotides long. The record is from the annotation of a GenBank genome assembly. NCBI's taxonomy places the organism in Eukaryota, Metazoa, Nematoda, Chromadorea, Rhabditida, Anisakidae.
AUGGAUUCGUUUGAAAAAGGAGAGGAUCUACGACGGGGUCAAGAGCAGCUGGAAUGUGAGCAAACGUGGAAUUUGGUAUUUAUCUUAUCAGUCGUUCUAGCCGUCGUUUUCGGCAUUCUGUUGAUUCUCUACUGUAUUAUGUAUCGAAAACAUAUCAAAUUCCUACUGAUCGGACCACCACCCGAAAUUGUAAGUUCCGCUGCAUCUAUCGCUCGAAUUUCUUCACGUUUUAACGUUUCUACUUAA